AUGAAGAUGAAGGGGGGGGUGGCUGUGGUGACGAUGGCCAUGGAGAAUGUGAGGAUGGUGAUGAUGGCAGAGACAGUGGUGCUGCUGGACUUCGCCAAGGCACACGGGGAGCUGGGCUGGCUCACCCAUCCCUACGGAAAAGGGUGGGACCAGCUGCAGAACGUCCUCAACGACUCCCUGAUCUACAUCUACUCCGUGUGCAACGUCCUGGAGGGGGAGCAGGAGAACUGGCUCCGCACCAACUGGAUCUACCGGGGGGUGGCCGAGCGCAUCUUCAUCGAGCUCCAGUUCACCGUCCGCGACUGCAACAGCUUCCCCACGGCCGGGGGCGGCUCCUGCAAGGAGACCUUCAACCUCUACUACGCCGAGUCCGACGUGGAUUAUGGCACCAACUUCCAGAAGCGGCAGUUCCGGAAGAUCGACACCAUCGCCCCGGACGAGAUCACCGUGCAGGAGGAUUUUGCCGCCCGCAACGUCAAACUCAACGUGGAGGUUCGCUCGGUGGGGCCGCUGCGGAGGAAGGGCUUCUACCUGGCCUUCCAGGACCUGGGCGCCUGCGUGGCCCUGCUCUCCGUCAGGGUCUACUACAAGCGCUGCCCGGCGGUGAUCCGGGGGCUGGCGGAAUUCCCGGAGACCGUGGCCGGGGCGGACUCGCAGGCGCUGGCCGAGGUGCGGGGGGUGUGCGUGGAGCGGGCGGAGGCCGAGCAGGCGCCGGCCCUGCACUGCAGCGCCGAGGGCGAGUGGAUCGUGCCCAUCGGGGAAUGCCUGUGCCAGGCCGGAUUCCAGAGCCUGGGGGACACCUGCCAAGCCUGCCCCCCCGGCACCUUCAAGGCCGCCGUGUCCCCGGGGGGGUGCCAGCCCUGCCCCCCCAACACGGAGCCCUCCCCGGCCGCCGCUGCCUCCUGCCCGUGCCAGGAGGGGUUUUUCCGGGCCCCCCAGGACCCCCCGGAGGAUCCCUGCACCCGUCCCCCCUCGCCCCCCCAGGGGGUCACGGCCGUGGCUCUGGGGGCCGCGGUGCAGCUGCGCUGGGACCCCCCCGCCGACCCCGGGGGCCGCGGGGACGUCACCUACAGCGUCACCUGCGAGCAGUGCUGGCCUGACGGCGGCGAGUGCCGGCCCUGCGACGGCGGCGGGGUGAGGUUCUCGCAGCCCCCCCGGGGGCUCACGGCCACCUCCGUCACCGUCACCGACCUGGAGCCGCUCGUCAACUACACCUUCAGCGUGGAGGCCCGGAAUGGGGUGUCCCCCUACAGCCCCCAGCGCAGCGUGGCCACCGCCACCGUCAGCGUCAACCACACCGAGCCCCCCCGGGUGACCUCGGUGAGCCUGGACGGACGGACAACCACCAGCCUGGCCCUGUCCUGGACGGUGCCACCGCGGCAGCAGAGCCGGGUCUGGAAGUACGAGGUCACCUACAGCAAGAAGGUGGACGAGAACAGCUACUCAGUGCUGCGCUGCGAGGGCCCCUCGGUGACGCUGCCCAAGCUGUCCCCGGGCACCGCGUACGUGGUGCGUGUCCAGGCCCUCACCGCCGACGGCCACGGCGCCUUCAGCCCCCAGCACGAGUUCGAGACCCUGCCCGAGGGCGCCGAGGCCGCGGCAUCCACCGCUGUCAUCACCGGCACCGUCGCCGGCGUCGUCUUCGUCGUCGUGCUCUUGGCCGUUCUCCUCUACGUCCUGCGGCGGAGGAGAAGGUCGAGGCCGCGCCAGUCUGCCGAGGACGUUUACUUCUCCAAGUCAGACCAGCUGAAGCCCCUCAAGACCUACGUUGACCCCCACACCUACGAAGACCCCAACCAGGCCAUGCUGAAAUUCACCACCGAGAUCCCCCCGUCCUUCAUCACCCGCCAGAAGGUCAUCGGUGCCGGUGAAUUCGGGGAGGUCUACAAGGGCACCCUGAAGCGCGGGAGGAAGGAGGUGCCGGUGGCCAUCAAGACGCUGAAGGUGGGAUACACGGAGAAGCAGCGCGUGGACUUCCUGAGCGAGGCCACCAUCAUGGGGCAGUUCUGCCACCACAACAUCAUCCGCCUCGAGGGCGUCGUCUCCAAGUACAAGCCCUUCAUGAUCAUCACGGAGUACAUGGAGAACGGGGCACUGGACAAAUUCCUGCGGGAAAAAGAGGGGGACUUCGGUGUCAUCCAGCUGGUGGGGAUGUUGCGGGGCAUCGCCGCCGGCAUGAAGUACUUGGCCAACAUGAAUUACGUCCAUCGGGAUCUGGCUGCCAGGAACAUCCUGGUGAACAGCAACCUGGUGUGCAAGGUGUCCGAUUUUGGGCUCUCCAGGGUGUUGGAAGAUGACCCUGAAGCCACCUACACCACCAGUGGCGGGAAGAUCCCGAUCCGUUGGACGGCACCUGAAGCCAUCUCCUACCGCAAGUUCACCUCAGCCAGCGAUGUCUGGAGCUUCGGCAUCGUCAUGUGGGAGGUGAUGUCCUACGGCGAGAGGCCCUACUGGGAGCUCUCCAACCACGAGGUGAUGAAGGCCAUCAACGAGGGUUUCCGGCUCCCGGCGCCCCUGGACUGUCCCUCGGCCAUCUACCAGCUGAUGAUGCAGUGCUGGCAGCAGGAGCGCGCCCGGCGACCCAAAUUCGCCGACGUCGUCAGCAUCCUGGACAAGCUGAUCCGCGCCCCCGAGUCCCUCAAGGCACUGGCGGAUUUCGACCCCCGGGUGUCCAUCCGCCUGCCCAGCACCAGCGGCUCCGAGGGUGUCCCGUUCCGCUCCGUCCCGGAGUGGUUGGAGUCCAUCCGGAUGCCCCAGUACACAGAGACCUUCAUGGCCUCAGGCUACAGCACCAUCGAGAAGGUCCUGCAGAUGACCAGCGAGGAUAUCAAGCGGAUCGGGGUGCGGCUGCCGGGCCACCAGAAGCGGAUCACCUACAGCCUGCUGGGGAUGCAGGAGCAGGCGGGGGCCGGGGGGGCCCCGGGCUGACCCCGAGACCCCCCAAAUUAAUCCCCCCCCCCCCGAGGGGUUUAUUUAUUGUUCCUCUUAUUAAUGAGAAUUUUUAUAGUGUUAUUAUUAUUAACAUCCUCCCCCGGGCAUGGGGGGAAAACGGGAGCGCCCCUCCCCCUGCCCUCGGAAAAACGGGUGCCAAUGGAAUUCCGAGCUCCCUGGGAGCUGGGGGAGGUUUUCAGGGGGGGUUUUCUUCUUUUUGCCCCCCCCCCACAUUUCAAGAAAAAAAAAAAAAGGGGGCUCAGUCCCAAAACUGAUUUAUUUUUGCUUUUUUUCUCCCUAUUUAUUCCUCUCCCACCAGGUUUUUGGGUGGUUUUCCCCAUUUCCCCCUCCCUUUAAUGCUGUGCCUGCCAGUGUUGCCUUGUAUUUUUUAACCUAAUUUAUUCUAUUUUUGUAUAUUUAUUGCGAGGAAUUAAAGAUUCGGGUGAG
Neopelma chrysocephalum (saffron-crested tyrant-manakin) is the source of this 3378-nucleotide messenger RNA. It is a transcript of the gene EPHA2, whose product is annotated as EPH receptor A2. Gene Ontology annotation, cellular component: neuron projection; plasma membrane. The record is from RefSeq and is a predicted model, not a curated record. Gene Ontology annotation, molecular function: ATP binding; protein binding; transmembrane-ephrin receptor activity. The transcript is spliced from 17 exons. NCBI's taxonomy places the organism in Eukaryota, Metazoa, Chordata, Aves, Passeriformes, Pipridae. Gene Ontology annotation, biological process: cell surface receptor protein tyrosine kinase signaling pathway; axon guidance; protein phosphorylation. The coding region runs from base 1 to 2928 and encodes 975 amino acids.